UAGGGGUUUAAAACUGCAGGGAGCAUCGUACAGUCUUGGCCACGCUAAGUAAUCAGUCGCUGCUCGGAGGCGUAACAAGACUGGUGUGUUCUGACGGGUAUGAAUCCACAAACAGUAUCGUAGUUUUACAGUUGAAGGGCGAGCUCCAGCAAGGAUGGCGUCCUUUCUACAGAUAUCUGACGAUGAAAAGGGACACGAACUGGGUCUCUUUUGUAUCCCCAAACACUACGAGGGGGAUUUAGACCAUGUCCUCAUUCCCCACGGUCUCAUCAUGGAUAGGACUGAACGCUUGGCCCGAGAUAUCAUGCGAGACAUGGGAGGACAUCAUAUAGUUGCUCUGUGCGUGCUCAAAGGUGGUUAUAAAUUCUUUGCUGACCUCCUAGAUUACAUCAAGGCACUUAAUCAGAACUGCGAUAAGUCAGUACCGUUGACUGUGGAUUUCAUUAGACUUAAGAGCUACUCAAACGACCAGUCAACCAACAAAGUCAAAGUUAUUGGUGGCGAUGAGCUGUCUGCCCUGACGGGGAAAAAUGUGCUGAUAGUUGAGGACAUUGUGGAAACGGGCAGAACCAUGGAAACGCUCCUCGCACUGCUGAAGGAGUACAAGCCUAAGAUGGUCAAAGUGGUCAGUCUGCUUGUGAAGAGAACACCGAGGAGCUCCGGAUACAGACCCGACUAUUUUGGGUUUGAAGUCCCUGAUAAAUUCCUCGUGGGAUAUGCAUUAGAUUACAACGAAUACUUCAGAGAUCUCAGCCACAUCUGUGUCAUCACUGAGCAUGCAAAAGAAAAAUACAAAAUGUGAGAGGAGCAAGCUGGGCAGGCUCACGCCACUGUGAAUGAGUUUCUUGUGUUAACUGCGUUGAAAUUCAAAUUUAUUUUUAUACAUUUACUCUAAGAACACAUUGAAUGUGAUUUUUUCCCCCCUCAAGAUGUUUUGGUAAGACAGAGGUUACAAACGGCCAAGGGGAGAGUUGAGAAAAGCAAUUAUGGAAUCAUGUUAAUCAUGAAAUAUAUUAUUUUAAUAGCAUUAAUUGUAAAUAUAACAAGAGUAUGAGUUCUAUCAUUCUAUUCUAUUUAUCUCAAUAUUGGAGGCCUUGGGUAUACUUGAAGGCAUUUUUAUGUUCUGUUUUAUGUUCUGUAAUACCAAACAACCUCAGGCGAUAAUCCUUGAGAGAAGAAAAAAAAUGUUUUAACUCUGAGUCCAUUCUUAUUUGUCCUUAAUCCUGAAGUUUUUUGUUACUCUCAACACGAGAGAUUAGACUGUAACUUGUAACAAUGAUUAUGUAUUUAUUGUUUUAUUAUUUGUUAGUUGUGGUAAGACCUGCAUUGUGAUAACACUGGAUCCUACGUGCUGGUCUGUUCUUUGUCUUUUCAUGGUGGACUCAUGAAGCAAUAACAAUGAUUAAAAAAAUCCAAGGAAAACAUUA
Messenger RNA from Engraulis encrasicolus (European anchovy), 1427 nucleotides. It is a transcript of the gene hprt1l, whose product is annotated as hypoxanthine phosphoribosyltransferase 1, like. Gene Ontology annotation, biological process: GMP salvage; hypoxanthine metabolic process; IMP salvage. Gene Ontology annotation, cellular component: cytosol. The record is from RefSeq and is a predicted model, not a curated record. Gene Ontology annotation, molecular function: magnesium ion binding; hypoxanthine phosphoribosyltransferase activity. The transcript has 9 exons. Bases 155 to 802 code for a protein of 215 amino acids. Lineage: Eukaryota; Metazoa; Chordata; Actinopteri; Clupeiformes; Engraulidae.